Kalmanozyma brasiliensis GHG001 is the source of this 1686-nucleotide messenger RNA. Its product is annotated as Major facilitator superfamily. The coding region runs from base 1 to 1686 and encodes 561 amino acids. Lineage: Eukaryota; Fungi; Basidiomycota; Ustilaginomycetes; Ustilaginales. The record is from RefSeq and is a predicted model, not a curated record. The transcript has a single exon. Gene Ontology annotation, biological process: transmembrane transport. Gene Ontology annotation, cellular component: fungal-type vacuole membrane. Gene Ontology annotation, molecular function: transmembrane transporter activity.
AUGGAGCCGAUUCGCCCUUCAGCCGAUAGCUCUUGCUCGCCAUGCUCCUCGACAUCAAGCUGCUCGUCACCACAAUCCAGAUUCUCCUCAGCCGAUGCCACUGCAGUCAACUCAGCAGCACCCACACGACGCAACAGUGUCUCGAUCAGCAACCUCCUAUCAACAUCCGGCUCUGGCAGUGUUUCUAUCGGCGACAAAUCAGGCAAGUUCGCGCACGAAGGUGUCUCGCCAAAGUGCCUUGCUCAGCGAUUGCUGCAGCAACAGAACCCACAUGAGCGCCCAUCUACUGUGGCAAAAGAUAUCGACACCAGCUCUGACACGCUCGUAGCCAACACUCCUCGUGCGUCCUUCGACAAGCUCGACCGUCCCAAGCUCCUCGACGAAAAGUCCACCCCGUCCUUCGACUCGGGCAAGGACAUCGAGAAAGCUUCUCUCCCAUCAGACUCGGCUCCCGGUCCAGCACCAGAUGGCGGUCUGCAAGCGUGGCUCGUCGUCGCAGGCACCUUUCUGCUCAUCAUGACCAACUUCGGCCUGCUCACCUCCUACGGAGUCUUUCAGAGCUACUACACCUCCCACCAGCUCGCUCACCUCCCCGCAUCCACCGUCAGCUGGAUCGGCAGUCUGCAAACCUUCAUGAUUCUCGGCGGCUCGUUCGUCUUUGGCAAGAUCUCGGACGACUACGGUGGACGAUGGAUCCUCAUCCUCGGCAGCGUCAUUACGUUCAUCUCGAUGUUCUGCGUCUCGUUCUGUUCGACUUUGAUUCAGCUCAUCCUCGUUCAGGGCGUGCUUUUCGGUCUGGGAGGAAGCAUGUUGUUUUUGCCGGGGUGCGCGUUGGUGAACCAAUACUUCGAUAAGCGCAAGGGGACGGCGAUGUCGGUCAUCAUUGGCGCGGCGAGCUUCGGCGGCAUCAUCUGGCCCUUGAUCCUCCAGAGUCUUUUCGACACCCCUCAGAUUGGCUUCCGCUGGGGAGUGAGGAUUGCCGCGUUCAUCCUCGCCCUUCUCCUCACCAUCAGCAACGUACUCAUGCGACCCCGACUGCCGCCUACACCCGCAGCACUGCGUCAACCGUGGUUCCAGGCUUGGACACUGCUCACCUCGGACCCGUCCACCUACACUCUGUUCGUGGUGGGAGUAGCAGUGAUGUUCAUCAACUUCUUCGUGCCCUUCUUCACCAUCGCCUCAUAUGCGCGCAAGGUCGGAUUCUCCGCUUCGAUGGCGACGCACAUGGUGGCCAUUAUGAACGCGGCCAGUCUCAUCGGGCGGUUGGCCUCGGGUCCGUUGGCGGAUCGAUAUGGUCGAUUCAACGUGCUCACCCUCUUUGGGUGUGGUAGCUUCCUCAGUCUGGCCCUCUUCUGGCCCAUCCCUGGGCUGACGUUGACCAAGGCGGGAGUGCUGACGCUGAGCGUGGGCUACGGCCUCGCCAGCGGAGGAGCCAUCGCGACCGUCAGCUCGUGUGUCGGGCAGGUUUCCAAGAAGAACGCCGGCGCGAGGUUGGGGUUGACUUGGACCAUGGCUGCCCCCGGUGCACUGGUGGGACCUGUCAUCUCGACCACCCUCGUCAGCCAGAUGCAUGGCAGAUAUACAGCGCUAGCCAUCUGGGCAGCAGGAACUACUCUGGUGGGCACACUCAUUAUCGCAAAAGUCCGAUUCAAUUUGUCGCAGGGCAGGUGGAUCGCCCGCGUCUAA